ACAGCCCGUUCAAACUGCUCGUGUUCCUAAGACCGCACGUGUACUAUCGCAUCAACGAAAAAAAACACGCGUAAGUUGACGUUUUCGCUCCAAGCACGCGGAGAACAAACGGAGACGAAUACGAAGUGACGAGAGAGAAUCGGCUCCGAUUAAGUUCGAUAAGAUCGGAAUACGGUACGGGGAACAUGUGCCAGUGGUGCGAUGUGAGCAAGUGCAACGGACGCGAUCAGUAAACAAAGAGGAAAUCGUCUCGAGCUUGUAUUGUUGAGAGGGAGAAGAAAGGGCGCGAGAGGAACGGGGAGUAGGUCGUGGGUGGUGCUGCGGUGACCCAGUGCGGAAGUACAGCACACUCUGCACGAUGAUUAUGCGGAGGUGUUUCGUAUCGACCGCGAUGUUCAUCGUCCUAAUAUUGUUAGGCGAAUUUGAUGGAAGUGCGGCCGAGCGAUGGUCACGACAAGUCUCCAAUAGCGAAUGGAUCCCCUUGACUAAUCCGAGGGCCGCUCAACUGUCACAGAGCAAUGCAGGAAGCAACCUUUUAUCAGCUGGCAGCACACAUGUACCAAAUCCGAUUCAAUCACUCGCGUUACCGCCUGCUCUUCAGCAGCAAUACCAGGAACAAUUGAUUCAGCUGCAAAAGACACAGGAGAGUAUUCAAAAGCUUCUAUUGCUGCAACAGCAGCUCAGAGCUCAGCAGCAACUUCUUCAGUCCCAGACGUUUUUACCCGACGCCAAAGACGAAAAACAAGCGCUGCCACCGAGUUCUUUAGGCAAUUUGCAAACAGCACCCGAGUCUGUAUCGCCGGAAGUUUUAGUCCCGCCACAUCCAUCCUCGGAAGCGAUUCUACCGGUAUAUCCCGCUCAAAGUUUCCUCCCUCGAAAACCGGGGCAAGUCCAUCAGAAUCUGAACGAUAAUCAGGAACUAUCGAACUUGCCUGCCCAGGAGCAAAUUAUAUUGCAACACAAUGAUGACACGCAAGAAGAACUUCAUACUUACGUGACGAAACAGGGAAGUCAAAGACCCGACGGAAAACGUUUAAAAGAACGGCCGAAUUCAGAAUUGUCGCAAUCUCCUUUGAUCGAAAACGAGGAAGAAGAGGUCCAACUGGUGUACGUUCCGGCGGAAACUUUGGCGCAAACAGGCCAACUAAAAAGGGGCCGCGGGAGAAAGCAAUAUCCCGUUCGCCAACAUUAUCAUCAACGAGAGAACCAAAGAAACGUCGAACAAACCUCGCUCUCUCCCAAUCAAGAAAUCUACGCGCGGCAGGUGUUGCAGCAGAUUCAGAAAGAACAGGAAGAGAAGGCGCAAUUCCUAAAGGAAGAACGCGUAAAAGAAUUCACCAGAUUAAACGAGGAGCAGAAAGCACUCGAGCGAAAGAUGCGAUUGCAACAGGAGGCUUUUCAGAGGGAACAAGAAUUAUUGCAGCAAAAGGAAGCCGAGAAAAAACGGAAGGAGCUGGAAAAAUUGGAAGAAAUAGCGAGGCAACGAGAAUUGGAACGAAUUCGCGAAGCAAGAGAAAAGCAGAGACAGGAGGAACUCGAACGACGACGACUUGCCGAACUUCGCGCUAAGGAAGAGAAACGCCGUGAGGAAGAAACCAGAGAGCGCGAAGAGAGACAAAAGCUGGAACAGCAGAAAAUCUUGGAAGGUACCGGUUUCCAACAAAACCCUCAAGCUCUAUUCCGAGAACAAGUGCAUCGCCAGCAUCUCACGGACAACACCAGGCUCAAGAAGAUUCGUGGCAGACAACGUCAACGAGUCAAUCAAUACCAGGAACAAUCGAACCGAGAAAUCACGACCACCCCGUCGCCUAAUCAACCACCUCUCUCUGUUUACAUGGGCAAUCUCAGCUCUAGGCUAGAUUCCGUUAAAGUCACCGAUGUCCUAAAGAUCUUGAAAGAUGCGAAAACCAUCGCCGUUUUGGACAACGUCGGCCCCGGUGCUCCGCAGGUCUUCGUGGGUCCGUCAAACUUGGAUCCUCCUUUCGGUUACGCCAAAUUCGAUCUUCCUUAUCUGUCGUCGAUUGAUCACAACAGAGUAGAACGCAAGGUCGACAAACUACCUUUCUUUGUGGCCCCAUUGAGCUUUGAUCCGCCACCGGGUUAUGCCAAAAUCCCGUUCCCUGCACCGCAUAUCGGUUCCGUUGUGGUUAACACGCUAUCGGAAACAUCCCCGGAACCGAAUGCACAAGUAUAUGAACAGAAUUCUAGUCCGACAUCGUUGAUCGAACCGAGUUCUUAUAACAAUGCCGAUCAAAGCGAAUCCAUCGUGAAUCCAUCCACUACCGUGUCUUACGAAUCUUCAACCGCUCAAAACUUUUCCCCAGAAUCCAGCAAUGCAAAAUACGAAUCGCCGUCAGGUUCCAGAUUUAGGUUCAGACAGUAUUACGAUAAUAAGCCGACCUCCGUAGUCAGCACAUCGUAUUACGAUGAACAAUCGAUCACGAAGACGAAACCGAAGCAGUCUUAUUACGAACAAGAAUCCAAAUCGAUUACUCAAUCUCCCAAAUUUGACACGACAGAUAGCUAUAGACAGGAGAUAUCUUAUUCUAACACGCCAAAUUUCCAGGACGAGACAAUAAGUCCACACGAUCCUUCUACGAAGAAACAAGACUUAACAGCUCAUCAAUUGGCGCUCCUCAAUCAGGAACUUGCUCAGCAAAUAGAGACGCAAAAGUAUAACGCUGCCGAACAAUAUCGUUCUCAGGCUAAUAAUCUAGGUGAAUCGUACGAUACCAAUGACGUCAGAGUACCAGUUGGCCCAACGCAAUACAACUUACCAGCGGAAUUACCGCCAAUUUCUCCACAUCUACCAGGAUUAGUGAACUCUUUGUUGGAUAAACAAGAGGAAAAUCUUUCUGUUGCUUCGACGCCGCCACCAACGACGACUACAUCAACAACGAUAACAACUGCUCGUGUAAGCUCCACGACCUACAGACCUCGAGGAAGGGGUAGAACCGUACCCACGAGAUCCAAAACGACUCAAACACCUAGUAAUAAAACCGAUAGAACACGAAGACCGUCAUACAACAGAUCUAAAUCCAGAUUUUCAACUACUACGGAGGAUUAUCGUGAAACAUCUUAUGAGCCUACGAAGGGGAAAAUACCGGAGACCACGCAGAAAUAUAACGCGAUAGAACAUAGGAGACCAACAUCCAGACCGCAAAAAUACAGAAAUCGAGAUAAAGCGAAUUCUCAAUUGAUUCAAACUCAUCAAACGCUCAAUUACGAGAAUUAUCCAACGCAAAGUGAUUCGCAAAACAAUGCAUCUCCCGACGCGUAUUCGCCGACAGGUGAAUCUGUCUCUAAUCACCAGCAAAAGGAAACUUCUUCGUCGGGAGUGAACGAUUAUACCCGUGAGAGUUAUCCUUCAACCACUCCCGCGCAGACCGAGAAUUAUCAGCCAUUGCGUGAGAUACAGCACGGCGCGCCUUUAAUGUCCGAAGAUUACUCAAAGAGUCAAAAUUAUCCACAAAAUCACCCUCAAGAUGCGCGUUAUCAUCAGGAUGCCACUUACGAUCAGAACAACGCCUUCGAGCAACCGAAACUCGAACAAGCCCCGGUAAACGGUUUCAAUUAUCAAGUUGCAAACGAGAAUUCACCAGACCAAACGAAUAUUCCCCAGAGACACAAAGAGUACUCGCGUUAUCAGGAAAAUGCCAACUACAAUCUGGCCAUCACGGAAAAUCCGCGAGUCAGACCCGGCGAGGAACAUCGAUAUUCUCCGAUUUACGAGGUCAACGUAGCGCAAACUCAGCCGGAUUAUAACAUCGGUGGACAGAAUUCGUUCCGCAAUAUUGAUGACGCCAAGAUAGAGGACGGCGCGAUAGAGGCUGAUCCGAAUGCAUCACCGAUUUUUGUUCCGCUUCAGCAGAGCAAGCAAGAAGACUACGAGCUGCAGAUUCCCUCUACAGAGGCAUCAAUUAUUGAAAUCACUACAACCAGCACAACCACUCCAGCACCUGUAAUAAUACGUCAGCGAGUUCGAGGUCGAUUGAGUGGUCGCACUCAUCAAGAUUCCACGAUCCAAACGCGACCUCGAGGGUCUCAGGAUGAGUAUGUUCGUUUUAGUGUCGUGAAUCACGAUUCUCGCAGCUCGAGUCACAGGAAUCGCGAUGGAUCAAGGACGAAGACACGCACGCGUCCGCAGAACCAUGGAUCGCAAGUGCAAACCGAUAAUAACGAAUAUAUAAAAAUACACGCCGGUCAGCAGCAGAAGUUGAUCGCUACUACUACACCAUCGACAACGACAACUACCACCACCACCACCACCACGACUGCCCGCCCUGAGGAGGAAGACAUCGAUUACGGAUUUAUAAGGCCGCCGAGUUUCCGUCCUGUACAACCGGUGCAUCCGGUGGAUACUAGAUUCCAAGCACCCGUUACAUAUAGACCCGCUUUAUCUGAAAUACAACACAUAAUAUCCAACGAUGAGGCAGCAGUGGAAUCGAGUCCGACUCAAAUUGUGAAGAAUCGUCCGAAAUACAAUCAGAUCCCGACUCGCCAUCCGACCACGAAAAUAUUUACGACAACAACAGAAACUGUACCUGUUGCAACGGUGUUGCCGGAUAACACCGUAUAUACGGUGAGACCAAAAACGAAACCGGACGAAUUGAAGCAGACGAGAAUACGAGGGAGAAUCCGCCGACCGGGAAAAAAACGCACGAUGACGAGCACCGAAUCCGGUCUCGAGGCAAACAAUGAACUGCCGCUAGACGAGAAUUAUCCUCGAAUAACGUCACAACAAUUACCAGUGACAAGACAACAACCUCUCUACGAUGACAAUUUCGACAUGUCGCAAUUCGUGCCAAAUCAGAAUCGACAGACGCAAUUUUACGAGGAGAAUAGCGAAAAUUAUCCUCCUCAAGAAUUUAUUCUAAAUUUCGGCAAUCUGCCGGAGCAGAUGUCACAACGGGAGGAAUAUGAUCAGACCCAACUGGCCAGUAUUCCAUCAAGCAAAUAUAGUCAUUCAGAUCGUGUGAGCGGGCAGUCUAGCGGUGACAUUUAUGGCUCCGAGAGUCAAUGGUCCACGAAGCUAUCGAAGACGUCGUUUCAGCCGAGUUUCACCUCGAAUCGCAUGACCGAUGAAUCAAAGAAGGAACGAGACAGGAUUCGCGAUAAUCAAGAGAACAGAAACGCGCCUGAAAUUAUUACGGCCGGACCGGAAGUGCCAUCGGGGGUAACGGUAGUCGUUUUCUCCGACUACCAAAAACCGUCGAACGAGACCGGUGGCACAGACGCAAUGAUGGAUGAUGCUCUUUUCGGAAUGAAGACGAAUGUGGAGGAUCACAUAGAGAAAUUGAAUGCCACAACGGCUGUAACGACGCUCGUACUUCAGGAUCAAACCCGAAGCGAUAAGGAAAUGUCAUUCGAAACACGAGGUUGGAUGAGAGAUAAGGAAGAUAAUUCCAAGGAACAAGCAGGUGAUGACACAAAGAAAAAAAUCACCGACCCUCUUAUCGGUAGAAAGACUCGAAGAAGAAGAGUCCGCGUGAGGGUAAGACCCGUGAGUAAUGAUGAUUUUGUCACUGCCGAAUCUCAACACUUUAACUCCGCAGUAAACAACCUGAUUCAAGAUCAAUACAAGUAUAACCCGAUCCGUGAAUCAAAGUUCACCACCGUCCAACCAAUAACUGUCAUUGCAACCACCACAAAUGCUACAGAGACAACGCAGAAAUCUCUUCUGCAAGACUUCUUGGAAGAGAUGCUGAAAAAUGACGAGCUGUCCGAGGUUCCGACGCGCAUUACAUCAAUUACAUCAACCACGGAAAUACCAGAUUGGGCAAUAUUGACGACAACGACGAUACCGUACGUCGCUUCCGAUGAUGGCGAAGUAACGACUUUGAAGGAAAAUUAUACACAGACUAGUGCAAUACUAACAUCUAAUAUUGAGGAAGAACAUGUAACGAUGACAAAUAAAAGUUUAACCGAAUGGAAAAACGAUACUAAAGAAACGACAUCGUUUGAACAAACUGUUCAUUUGUCACAGGAAGAAACUGAAAUGCAAAAAGAAGCAGAAUCGAAAUAUUGGGAUAAAGAUUUUCAAGAAGAUAAAAGCGAGCAAAAUAAUUUAGAGAAUGUCGAAAUAUUCAAUGAAAAAUAUAAUCUGGCAUCGAAUUAUCCUGAUAAAUCUUCAAAGGAAGUCGAGGAUACCAUAGCAGAAAUGAUUAAUUUUUCAACUGCGGAAAAAGACAUACAGAAAUUGAGUGCCAUCAGUAAAGGGAAGGAACAUAUAAUGACGCUAAAAAAGCAUGAAGAAAAUAUUGAAGAAAAUGACGCAUACCCGAAGAAUCACAGAAUUAAAUGGACCGAAGUGAAAUAUCCGUCCCUCGAUAAAUCGCAAUCUACAUUAAAGCUGCAGUUUACAACGCCUAUUCCUGGUGUUGUCACACGAAACGAGGGUAAUUCGAGCGUAAAAACGCUAUCCGAUUAUGUAAAGGCCAUCUUCGACAGCAUGAAGAGUGCUGAGAAUCAAGAGGAGGUAGAAGAAAUCGCGAAAGUAGUCGAAACUAAAAAUGAGACUCCUAAAAAAGGAGAUCAAAUAAUCAGUACAACUGAUUCUUCGCGAGAUAUUUUUACGCAUGUCAAUAUCGCAGAGAACGCUACUAAUUUCGAAGAAGCACAAAGUAUGACAGAGACAACGACGAAAGGAAAUACUACAAUCUUUGAAACAACCACAUUGAUCCCAGACAUGAUCACGGACACAGUGGCAUCAUCUGAAGAAACCAUAAUAACAGAGCCUUCCACGACUACAUCGCCCACAAAACCAAUGACAUCGAUGGAAGCUACAGACACGGUGAUUAGAGCGAAUUCUACCCAGACGAUGUUAGGCAAGGUCCUUAGAACCUCGACUACCACGAAGGUAUCUCACAUGACAGAGAUUUGUUAUAGAGGUCGAUGCGUGAUGACAAAGCCCAAGAUGGAUGACGUUAUGGAAAGAUGAGAAAAAUUCGACAUAAUGCGAUGUCAAAAACGCCAAUUCGAUUAAUCAUGAAGUCAUCUUUAGCACUUUCCUGCUCGGUUAUUAAAGCAGAUAAUAAUGCAUAAAGAUAAUUUUAGAAACGGUAAUCUAUCUCUUUUAAGUGUCUAUUCGUUGUUGAAAAAUGCAACAAAAUAAAUUAAAUAAUGUUUAAAAGAAUUUAAUAUUUCAAUAUCA
Messenger RNA from Camponotus floridanus (Florida carpenter ant), 7153 nucleotides. RefSeq lists its product as uncharacterized. NCBI's taxonomy places the organism in Eukaryota, Metazoa, Arthropoda, Insecta, Hymenoptera, Formicidae. The record is from RefSeq and is a predicted model, not a curated record.